Molecule: messenger RNA, 837 nt
Organism: Diaporthe citri
Lineage: Eukaryota; Fungi; Ascomycota; Sordariomycetes; Diaporthales; Diaporthaceae
Exons: 1
Coding region: 1-837 (278 amino acids)
Cellular component (GO): nucleus
Molecular function (GO): protein heterodimerization activity; histone binding
Source: RefSeq, a predicted model, not a curated record
AUGGAAAGGCCUGUCAAGCGACAAAGGAUUGCACUUGACCCACUUGGCACCGACGACGAAGACGAGCUCGACUGUGAGCCUAACGAGCUCAACCAGAGGCGAGACCCUGUUUACCAGCUCGAACAAGCCAGGGCCCGUGCUUCAAACAAGCUCAAAUCCAGGUUUGAGGACAUCUUUGCGAAGUACGAAAAGGACUUCACAGGUGUUGGUGACGAAAUCGACCUGAGAACUGGUGAAGUUGUCGUGAACAAUGGACAUCUGCAGUCAAUCACAGGCAUCCAGGUGUUCGGAGAAGGUGACGAAGAUGAAGACGAAGAUGCUCGAUUCUCAGGAAGCGACCGCCCUAUUCAUGGCGUAGUCGAUGAGGCCUUGAAGAAUGAGCUAUCAGACGCUGUGGUGCGAAGGAGCCCAUGGGAGGUGAUAGGCUCGAAUUCAGAUUGGUCCCGGCCUGCAGCUGGCGUUGGAGGAGUCCCGGGGUUCUCAUCUAUGAUUCCGCCGGCUCACGAGCCCUUCGUGUCACCACUUCAGCCCUUAGGCUCUUUGGAACAUGGAAACACGCAGGUUGUGGACCCGGCAUGGCAGGCUCCCGAACUCCCUCGGUCCGCAUUCAUGAGUCCACGCUUUGGAGCACAGGGACAGCAACAUAUGUUUGGUAUGGGCCAGACCACCAAGGUGACUAGGAGGUCAUUGCUGGAGCCCAGAAGCCAAGACGGUGAAGAAGAAGAUGUCCUCCUGGGCGCCCCCGACAAUGUUCUUGGGAAGAAGGAGUCGCCCUUGAUCAAGAGUAAAUUCCCUGCUGUCGGAAGCAGCCCCAAACAACGAUCCUGGCUUGCAUGA